GUUUCUCACACACACAUUGAUACGACAAUGAAGAUGUGGAAAGCCACGGCAUCUAUUUUAAUAGUGUUGGCGGCAGUUAUGGAGUCAGGGUGUCAAGGCAGAAGUGUGGGCACCGAUUUCAUCCGAACGUCCUGCUCCGCCACCGCCUACCCCACGCUCUGCUACUCCUCCCUCUCCACCUAUGCCACCGCCAUCCAGCAAAACCCUAAGCUCCUCGCCAACGCCGCCCUCUCCCUCAGUCUCGACACCGCAGUCUCCACCUCCGCCGACAUGCUCAAGCUCUCCCACACGGCCGGCAUGACGCCCCGCGAGGUUGGCGCCAUGCAGGACUGCGUGGAGGAGCUCGCUGAGUCGGUCCAGCAGCUCAGAAAAUCAAUGGCGGAGAUGAAGCGGAUCAAGGCCUCCAACUUCCAGACCACAAUGAGCGACGUUCAGACAUGGGUGAGCGCCGCCUUGACGGACGAGGACACGUGCAUGGACGGCUUCGACGGAAAGCUUAUGGACGGCAGCGUGAAGACGACGGUACGAAGGAAGAUUGAAAAUGUGGCGCAUAUGACCAGCAACGCCUUAUCUCUCAUCAAUACCUAUGCUACUCUUCAUGCUUGAAUAUAUCAGUAUCAUAUAUGUGGUUCCAUGUUUAAUUCUAUAUGAAGAGGGUGCAUAUAUAAAUAAUUAAAAAUCUUCAUCGUGUUGU
This is a messenger RNA of Salvia miltiorrhiza (redroot sage), 694 nucleotides long. RefSeq names its product 21 kDa protein-like. Lineage: Eukaryota; Viridiplantae; Streptophyta; Magnoliopsida; Lamiales; Lamiaceae. Bases 28 to 606 code for a protein of 192 amino acids. Gene Ontology annotation, molecular function: enzyme inhibitor activity. Gene Ontology annotation, biological process: negative regulation of catalytic activity. The transcript has a single exon. The record is from RefSeq and is a predicted model, not a curated record.